CACAGCAGCACUCUUCUCGUUUCUACAUCUCUUCGUCAGUCGCUCUUUUAUGAAGAUUUGUUUCGAGAAAUAAGAGAUACUGAAAGCUGCUAUGGAAGUCUCCCCUCGACGUGUGUCCUACUACUAUGACCCGGAUAUUGGAUGCUUUUCAUAUGGCCAACCACAUCCAAUGAAGCCACUACGAAUGCGUAUAACGCACGAGCUCUUGACAGCAUAUGACUUGCUUCCAAGACUGGACGUUAUGAGAGCUAAAAGAGCUACGCCGGAGAUGAUGACAGCCUUUCAUACAGACGAAUAUGUCCAUUUCUUGAAUAGGGUGACGCCUGAUACCGCGGAGGCAUUGACGUACCAGGGCACAAGAUUUCUGAUGGGGGAUGACAACCCGGCGUUUGAGGGAAUCUUUGAAUUCUGCUCAAUAUCAGCGGGUGGUACCAUAGCUGCUGCCCAGCGCCUAACAUCUGGGCUUUCUGACAUCGCUCUAAACUGGGCUGGAGGCCUCCAUCACGCCAAAAAGCGUGAGGCUUCUGGAUUCUGCUAUAUCAACGACAUCGUCCUCGGGAUCCUCGAGCUUCUCAAGCACUUCCCGCGCGUCUUGUAUGUAGACAUAGAUUGUCAUCACGGAGACGGAGUAGAAGAAGCUUUCUAUACGACGGACAGGGUCUUGACGUGUAGUUUUCACAAGUUCGGAGACUAUUUUCCUGGGACGGGGACGAUAGAGGAUAGAGGGACAGGAGCAGGACGAGGCUACACUGUCAAUGUCCCACUGAAGAAUGGACUGGGUGAUGAGUCCUUCAAAAGUAUAUUUGAACCAGUCAUCCAAGCCAUCCUUGACAGAUUCCAACCCUCCGCCAUAGUUCUCCAAUGCGGUUCCGACUCCCUUUCGGGGGACAAGCUCGGCUGCUUCAACAUAACGAUGCACGGGCAUGCCUCUGCCGUCCAAUUUCUUCGGCGCUUCAAUAUCCCCAUGAUCCUCGUCGGCGGAGGCGGGUAUACCGUGAAGAACGCGUCGAGGACUUGGGCGUUCGAGACGGCGUGCGCAUUGGGGGUGGAGGACCAGUUAGAUCCGAGGUUACCGUGGAACGAGUUUUUUGAGUGGUUUGGGCCGAGGUAUAGGCUUGAGGUGGUGGCGAGCAAUGUGGAAGAUAUGAACUUGAGGGAUGAGGAGGGAAGUCUGAAGCAGGUUAUGGCUGAUGUUUUGAAGAAUAUACACGACUUGCCGCCAGUACCGUCCGUACAGUUGCAAGACGUCCCACGGCAAGAUUUGGGUGAACACCUCGGGCUUUGGAAUAAUGAUGACCAGCUCUCGAAAGACGAGCUGGACGAGAAACUCGCUCAACAAGCAGCCUAUACCUACUCUCUAAAAGAUCCCACCAACCGCCCAGACGGCUUCGAACCCUCAUCUUCGUCAGACCCCGAGCCAGAAUCCGACACAUCGACAUACUCCUCGCAACGUCGGAGACGUCAACGCGUUCGUCAGGCCAGGAAAGCUCGUGCCAAGCCGCGAAUGAGUAUCAUAUCGAAUUCAUGGUACGAUGUCCCACCACUGGAUCACUUCGGGUUCUACGAUUAUGGGGAGAGCGAGAGGGUGAGCAGUGGCGGUCAGGGUAAUGGGUCAGAGAAAGGGAAGGGAAAUAUGUUGUGGGAUAGUGGGGCGAGGUGGGAUAUGGCGAGUGGGAGGGUGGUGGUGCAGGAAGCUCUGGAUCUGAGACUUAGUGUCGGGGAGAUGAUGGGACGGGGUCCGAAUGGUGAGCCGUAUUAUGGGGAUCUGGGUGGAGAGGAUGGUGAGGAUGAAGGAGAGACGGAGAGCGAUGGGGAAGAGGACGAUGAGGUGGUCAAGCAGGAGGAAGAGGAGGAGGAAGAGACGAUGGACGAGGAUGACGAGUAG
Molecule: messenger RNA, 1885 nt
Organism: Stereum hirsutum FP-91666 SS1
Lineage: Eukaryota; Fungi; Basidiomycota; Agaricomycetes; Russulales; Stereaceae
Exons: 9
Coding region: 92-1885 (597 amino acids)
Molecular function (GO): histone deacetylase activity
Source: RefSeq, a predicted model, not a curated record